UUGUGUGUAGUUUCUUUGUUUAGAAAUAUUAAAAUAAAAUAUUAAUUUAAAAUAGAAAUGUCUAACGAGAAAACGUUAGACUUAGAAUACGUGAACGAAAGUUUCCAAAAAAGCUUAAAAGAAGAUGACGACGUGAUAAUAGACGCUUAUAUUGAGGGUUACAAUGAGCUCGUUAAGUUCUUGAAUCUAAUCGGAACAGUGUUUUCGUUCGUGAGUAGCGAUGUGAAGAGUAAAAUAAAAGUAAUGGAGAAACUGAGGGCAGGCGAGGAUACGCUUUACUAUGAAUCGUUUAAAAAAAUGAUGAAGUAUGAAAAAGAAACUAGCUUGCAUGAGAAAAAUGGAUUUGUGUCUGGUUCAAGGACGAUGUUGCGGUUGCAUAGAGGUUUAGAUUUUAUACGCCUCUUCCUCAAGAGACUGAGUGAGUCAGAGGAGGGAGUAAAUACCUGCACCACUUGCCAGGGCUCUUACAAUGAGACCCUUGCUGAGUUCCACCCUUGGUACAUAAGAAAAGCUGCCACCUUGGCCAUGCAUGCCCUACCUUCAAGACCAGACUUAUUGCAUAAGAUUUUCGGCGACGAAGAAAAAUUAAAAGAGGCGCUCGCGGUUUUGCCGCAGACGUUAAAAUCUUGUGACGAAGUCUAUCAACGCGUCGAGAACCUCUACACAGACUUCGAUUUCCAUAGUUUGCCUUAGACCAAUUAAUUUUUGAUAUAUUUAAUUUGUAAAGCGUAUAAAAUAUAAGCUUUGGUUUUAUACAGGGCGAGUCUAUGAACACAGCCCUUAACAACGUGGGAGAUGAAUUUUGACGACAUUAAUUGCAAAAUUCAUAAUCCUAAUCCUCAGGAAAAAAUAUAUAAUAACUAGAUAUUUUAUGGGACUGCAUAUUAUCUAGUAGGUAAAUAUGUGAACGAAGGUUUAAAUACUAUACUAUAUCUGUUGACAUUUUGAAAUGAUUGCUGAUGAAGCUAUUGAAAGGCCGUUUGAUAUUUUUAUAAUUUUUAUUAGCGUUUUUACCUACAGUUGGAGGAAUAAUCAAUUUUAUAAAUUUUAGCAAUGUGUCAUCUCUUGUUUCAAA
Pararge aegeria (speckled wood butterfly) is the source of this 1075-nucleotide messenger RNA. Its product is annotated as ceramide-1-phosphate transfer protein. The record is from RefSeq and is a predicted model, not a curated record. The transcript has 4 exons. Gene Ontology annotation, cellular component: membrane; cytosol; cytoplasm. Gene Ontology annotation, molecular function: ceramide 1-phosphate transfer activity; ceramide 1-phosphate binding. The coding region runs from base 58 to 693 and encodes 211 amino acids. Gene Ontology annotation, biological process: intermembrane lipid transfer; ceramide transport. Lineage: Eukaryota; Metazoa; Arthropoda; Insecta; Lepidoptera; Nymphalidae.